Molecule: messenger RNA, 972 nt
Organism: Capronia coronata CBS 617.96
Lineage: Eukaryota; Fungi; Ascomycota; Eurotiomycetes; Chaetothyriales; Herpotrichiellaceae
Exons: 1
Coding region: 1-972 (323 amino acids)
Source: RefSeq, a predicted model, not a curated record
AUGCCGGCAUUCAAAGUGAGAAAGCAGACUUUGGCUGCAAAGAAGCACAACACCCACGCUUCCAAGAGCAACAACAAGAAGGUAAUUGUGGCAGGACAGUCUUCAGCACCAAUUCCGCAAUCAACACUUCUUGAUCUUCCCACGGAGAUUAGAAUGAUGAUCUACGGUCACUUUGCAAGAGCCUCAGACAAACAAGUUGAUGAAGGUACAUAUGAAGCCGUCAGCCAGGACCGGAAGAAUCUGAUGCUUGCGUGCCGUCAGAUAUCCCACGAGUGGGCUCCACUAUUCUAUCAAUCGACAACAAUCGUCGUCAACACCCGGAACAGAAUGCCCUGGCCGCAUGGUCAUCAAGAUGACGUGUACCUGACCGCGCCACUCUUUCAUUCACCAGCAGAAUUCGAACUGGUGUUCCUGAAGCAGCUGGAUGAUUACGAGGUACACAAAAUUCGGAGACUGGAGUUCAACGCCUCGGUCUGGGCUCUUGUCGGAUGGGAAAAGAAAGUAUACAACUGCCCUCCAUUUGUUGACUUUUCGGCAAUCCAGCGCCUGGGACAAGUCCUCUAUCAGAACCGAAACAGCAUGAAAUCCCUCACUGAAGUCGUAAUCAGCGAGCGCCGUACGACUCCAAAUUACCCGGAGGACCUGAAUAGGCUUCGAUCGGAUGUGGACGUCGCUGUUCGACGGGCUGACGAUAUCUGGUCUCUGGCAAAUAGCAAGGGCGAAUGGGAUCACAUCAUCAACCAGUUGCAAGGCAGAACUCGCUCCUCGUUUUUCAGAGGCUGGCAUGUCACCAAGCAUGCAACCAUUGAGCCGAGACAUUGGGAAUACACAGGUACAAUGAUGCUUCCCAUUUUCAACGGUGUCGAUGUCACUUUUUCCAAGACAAAGCCGGAAGACCCUCGUUCAGCUGGCUCGGCAAAUCAGACCAAGAUGCAAGUCAGUGUCAAUGAGUGGCGGCUCUGGAGUCUAUAA